AUGACAAAAGUGAAGAUAUUACGGGGUAUUUUUUUUCCUACAUUUGUGGAAUUAAAAAUUAAAAUAAAUUAUUUAUUGUUUAUAGGAAUUGAUCCAGCAUUGUGGGAACUGGGCAAGCAAAAAAAUCCUGACCCAAAGAAAUUGAUACCUGUUGUAAAAGUGGGAUUUCAGGAAUUACAGAAACAGUUCAAGUAUCAAGAAGAAUAUGGCAAUAAAAUUCAUAAUAGUAUGAAGAAUAUUAUGGAUGAUAUAAGACAAUUAAGUUGUAUGCAGACGACAAUUAAAGUUACCAUUCAGAAUUUUAAGUUGAAACAGACAAAUAUAAUGCGCCGAGUUCUAAAAUUGGUGUCAGCACAAGAGGUUGAAAGGAAAAAAAAUCUACCACUAGAAGAAAUAGAGGAUCAGAUUCGACUGCGAUUAGAAAACUUGUAUAUGCAGCUGCAGGACCUCAAGGGAUGUUUGAAUGAACUAAUGGCUCAGUCUAUAAAGCCUGGUAGUUUUCCGCGAGCCCAACGGUAUGGACUGGUUGUUGACAAAGUGCAGGAUAUAUCACAAUACCUAAAAUGGCAGCAGGAUGCACUUCAGGCUAUAGUUAACAUACUUAAGGAAGAUAUACAAGUGGUCGUUAACAUAAAGAAGAACAUCAGCUAAGUUUUGAGAGUUAAGGAAAUUGGCUAACCGUCAACCAACUUCCCCAAACCACAUUCAAACAUUGGUAAUUAACCCUAUCAUUGUUUAACACCUCCCUCCACCCUUUCAGGGAGGGUAUGAUGCUACACUGAAUUUUUUUGGUUCGUAACCAGCAACACACAUUGAACUGAUGAUAUUUCACUCUCUCAGGGAGGGUAUGAUGCUACACUGAUUUUUUGUUUGUAACCCGCAACACACACAUUGAAUUGAUGAUAGUCAAUAAAUUAAAUUUUAGUCUAGUU
Molecule: messenger RNA, 932 nt
Organism: Procambarus clarkii (red swamp crayfish)
Lineage: Eukaryota; Metazoa; Arthropoda; Malacostraca; Decapoda; Cambaridae
Source: RefSeq, a predicted model, not a curated record